Messenger RNA from Penicillium maclennaniae, 1332 nucleotides. RefSeq lists its product as uncharacterized. The record is from RefSeq and is a predicted model, not a curated record. The transcript is spliced from 3 exons. The coding region runs from base 1 to 1332 and encodes 443 amino acids. Gene Ontology annotation, molecular function: carbohydrate:proton symporter activity. Gene Ontology annotation, biological process: transmembrane transport; carbohydrate transport. Lineage: Eukaryota; Fungi; Ascomycota; Eurotiomycetes; Eurotiales; Aspergillaceae. Gene Ontology annotation, cellular component: membrane.
AUGGAUACCAUUUCGACCACUGGCGCCCAACAGACAGAGAACGCAAAGAUUCAAGGAACUGUUGUGGCUUUGUAUACCCUUUGUGGAACAUUUGGAGCACUUAGCUGUAUCUGGCUUGGUGAUUUGCUCGGUCGUCGAAAAUUGAUCUUUCUAUCGAGCUUUGUCUCCGCAAUUGGAUGCAUCAUACAGUCUUCGGCUUUUGAGAUGAGCCAAUUCAUUGUCGGUCGAAUCAUCCUGGGCCUUGGCACUGGUGGAAUCAUUGCCACCGUGUCAGUCUGGCAGUCUGAGCUAUCCAAAGCCGAGACUCGAGGCGCGCAUGUCACAGCCUUCGGAGCCUUCUGCGGCAUGGGCAACUCUCUAGCCCUAUGGGUGGGCUUUGGAAUGUCCUUCACACAACCGAGCUCCCUCUCCUGGCGCUUUACCUUAGCCUUGUCCAUCUUCCUCUCCAUCCUCACCUGUUCAACUAUCUUUUUGCUCCCUGAAAGUCCUCGCUUCGUCGCUAUUAAAGGCCGUUGGGAGGAGGUACGCGAUACACUGGCACGUCUGCUUGAUGUGGAACCUCACAGCGAUAUCGUGAACACGGAGGUUGAAAACAUCCGGGUAUCACUCGAGCGUGCCAAGACAAGCAAAUUAACCGAUCUCUUCACAAUGGGCCGUCAACGGGUGUUCCAUCGCAUCGUUCUCGCUUCGUCCGUUCAGAUCAUCCUUCAAAUGACAGGAGUAAACAUCGUCGUCUCUUAUGCGCCUACCAUCUUUGAGCACCAACUUCAUUUCGACCCCAUUAAAUCCGGUGUGCUGGCCGCAUCAUCCCAGGCCGUUCUCAUCAUCGGCUCUCUCUGCUGUGUCCUGACCGUGGACCGUCUUGGACGUCGCAAGCUUAUGCUCUUCAGUGCAUUUGCCAGUGCGUCAUGCUUGGCCGCACUCGCCGGGCUCACUGCGCAUCCUGAAAAUAAGGCAGGGCUGAAAGCAGCAGUCUUCUUUACCUUCUUCUACUACUUUGUCUACGUCAUCGGAUUUUUCGGUAUUCCAUUUCUCUACGCGAGUGAAAUUGCGCCUACCCAUCUGCGGGCAGCCGUCUGCGGAAUUUCCACUGCGUUUUCCUGGCUAUACUUCAUCGUCUAUUGUGUUCUCAAUGCCUCGUUUAUUCCCUUGAUUUAUUUCUUCUUCCCGGAGACCAAGGGACGCACUCUUGAGGAAAUCGACGAGAUCUUUGAGCAUUCGACAUCUGUUUUAAACGCUGUUUCUUUGUCCAAGAAGUUCACUACACUCGCUUCAUCUAGCGACUCGUCUCUCUCCAACGAAAUUGUGGCGGCCAAGGACGAAUAUACUUGA